This is a messenger RNA of Pristis pectinata (smalltooth sawfish), 3110 nucleotides long. Its product is annotated as heat shock 70 kDa protein-like. The transcript is spliced from 2 exons. Bases 59 to 1981 code for a protein of 640 amino acids. Gene Ontology annotation, cellular component: nucleus; cytoplasm; plasma membrane. Gene Ontology annotation, molecular function: ATP hydrolysis activity; misfolded protein binding; heat shock protein binding. The record is from RefSeq and is a predicted model, not a curated record. Gene Ontology annotation, biological process: cellular response to unfolded protein; vesicle-mediated transport; protein refolding. Lineage: Eukaryota; Metazoa; Chordata; Chondrichthyes; Rhinopristiformes; Pristidae.
AACGUGAGCGGGAAAACGGGCGGCGGCGGCGGCCUUCAGCCCGCCUCACACGGACGCCAUGUCGGCCCGCUCGCCCGCCGUCGGCAUCGACCUCGGCACCACCUACUCCUGCGUCGGCGUCUUCCAGCACGGCAGGGUGGAGAUCAUCGCCAACGACCAGGGCAACCGCACCACGCCCAGCUACGUGGCCUUCACCGACACCGAGCGCCUGAUCGGCGAGGCCGCCAAGAACCAGGUGGCCGUCAACCCCACCAACACCGUCUUCGACGCCAAGCGGCUCAUCGGCCGAAAGUUCGACGACCCGACGGUGCAGAGCGACGUCAGACACUGGCCGUUCACCGUGAUCAAUGAUGGAGGGAAACCCAAAGUCCAGGUGGAGUACAAAGGAGAAAAUAAGUCAUUCUUUGCUGAGGAGAUUUCCUCUAUGGUGCUCACAAAAAUGAAGGAGACAGCAGAAGCAUACCUAGGUGGGCCAGUCAGCAAUGCUGUCAUCACAGUACCAGCUUAUUUUAAUGACAGCCAAAGACAAGCCACCAAAGAUGCUGGAACCAUUGCUGCCUUAAAUGUGAUGAGGAUUAUUAAUGAACCAACUGCAGCUGCCAUUGCUUACGGACUAGACAAAGCAGGAUCCGGUGAGCAUAAUGUCCUCAUCUUUGAUCUGGGAGGUGGAACAUUUGACGUUUCAAUUCUUACCAUUGAGGACGGCAUCUUUGAGGUCAAAUCCACUUCUGGAGAUACUCACCUGGGAGGAGAGGAUUUUGACAGUCGGAUGGUGAACCACUUUAUUGAGGAAUUCAAACGGAAAUUUAAGAAGGACAUUUCCCAGAACAAGCGGGCAGUAAGGCGUCUGCGCACUGCUUGUGAGCGUGCCAAAAGGACCCUGUCUUCAAGUACACAAUCCAACAUUGAGAUUGACUCCCUGCACGAAGGUUUAGAUUUCUACACAUCAAUCACCAGGGCUCGGUUUGAAGAAUUGAACAGUGAUCUCUUCAGAGCUACGCUGGAGCCUGUUGAGAAAGCCCUUCGUGAUGCUAAGAUUGACAAAUCACGGAUUCAAGAUGUUGUCCUUGUGGGAGGUUCCACAAGAAUUCCCAAAAUUCAGAAAAUGCUUCAAGACUUUUUUAAUGGGAAGGAGCUAAACAAGAGCAUCAAUCCAGACGAAGCUGUGGCCUAUGGUGCGGCAGUGCAGGCAGCCAUUCUAACAGGCGACAAGUCUGAAAAUGUGCAGGACCUGUUGCUCUUGGAUGUCACUCCCCUGUCUCUUGGUAUUGAGACUGCUGGUGGGAUCAUGACCUCCCUAAUUAAACGAAACACUACCAUCCCCACCAAACAGACACAGAUCUUCACAACUUACUCGGAGAACCAGACCAGCGUCCUUAUUCAAGUCUAUGAAGGUGAAAGAGCAAUGACCAAAGACAACAACCUGCUCGGCAAGUUUGGCCUGUCCAAUAUCCCACCAGCUCCCCGUGGAGUGCCACAGAUAGAGGUAACCUUUGACAUUGAUGCCAAUGGCAUCCUGAAUGUUUCAGCUGUUGACAAGAGCACAGGCCAUGUAAACAAGAUCACCAUUACCAAUGACAAGGGCCGACUGAACAAAGAUGAUAUUGAGCGUAUGGUGCAGGAUGCAGAGCACUACAAGGCAGAGGAUGACUUGAACAGGGAAAGAGUGGCUGCCAAGAACACGCUGGAGUCCUACGCAUAUAACAUGAAGCAGGCCGUGCAGGAUGAAAAGUUUAAAGGUAAAAUCAGCGAGGAGGACGGGAAGGCUAUCCUUGCAAAAUGUCAGGAGGUCCUCAGCUGGCUAGAAAGAAACCAGACCGCAGAGAAAGAGGAGUUGGAUUAUCAGCAGAAAGAGCUGGAGAAGGUCUGCAAACCACUAAUCAAGUUCCUCAGAUGUCCUUGCAGUGGGUUAUCUCCAGGAGCCACCAGUUCCUCGGUGCCCAACAGUGCAACUGGACCUACAAUUGAAGAAGUUGACUGAGUGAAGUGGGUCGGGGCAUUGGAAGAGCUGCUUACUAACUGCUGCUUGUUUUCCACGUGCCUUCAGUGCUAGUGGGGGAAGGAGGGAGGGAACGUUUGACAAUGUAUUAUCAACAACAAGCCAUUCAGAUAAUACAAAAGACUCAACAGCUUCUUUCUCUUGCUGACUGUAGAUUAGUUGCCAGAGCUCAAAUGAAAACCAUCACACCCAUUGUACUUCCUAUUUUAAAAAAAUUGUCACUGGCUACUCUGAACCACAAACAGCACUCGUGAUCUUUAGCGACUUCAUAUGUCGGUAAAGGUUGUGUUGUUGAUUUAAUUCAGAGUAAACAUCUAAAUAACCAAUAAAAAUGGAAAAUCAUUAUUUCCAUUCAUAUUGCAACAGCUAAAUGAAACUUGGCUUCUAUAUAGUUCUUUCCAUUACUAAAGCAGAUAAUAAUGGGGAGGGGAAGCUGUACUCUUUGUAUUGGACCAGCAGGAAUGAUCCAUUCUUUAUUGGGUGGGGGGAGGAAUUGUCGACGUUAUGGGUCAAAAUCCUGCAUCUAGACCUAAUACAGGGGUUUGACCUGAAAUGUCGACUGUCCAUUUCCCUCCUCAGAUGCUGCUCGACCCGUUGAGAUCCUCCAGCAGCUUGUUUGUUGCUCCAGAUUCCAGCAUCUGCAGUCUCUUGUGUCACCAUCCAUUGUUUAUUGGAAGAAGGAAUACAGUUUCUGUAUUCUGGACAGGGAGAGGAGCUACACACCUUUAUUGGGCUCCUGGGGAAAAGGAAACCCUUUGAACAAUCUCUGUCCAUGAAAAAAGCUUUGUGUUUCCUUGUUUGAAGAGGUAAAAAUCUAUAUUGCAGUUGGACAACUCUUCAGUGCUCCUCUGAGACAGAUAAGUUACAGAAACCAAACAUGUCUCUACAACCGUGUGCAUCAGAUUAAAAUAUAACAGCUGCAAAAUAUUGCCUCCAGUUAAAGGAUGUGGUAGUUCUAGGUGAACACAAUAUUUAGACCUGUCUUCAAAUGUCACUAUGUCCCUUAUUUGUUAAAUUGCUCUGUUUGUGCGUGUUUUAAUUCAUUGUAUUUAACCCAGAUGUGAAAUGUUGAAAAAGCAAUUUAUAAGCAUUAAAGACACAGUCCUAUGUG